AUGAGCCAGACCUGGAGGCCAACAAAAACUCAAAUCUCGCGGAAGCACCCCGCUAUUAUUGAUUGGAUUCCAUGGCCAUCGAUCCGGGAUAAACUGAUCACCUGUCAUGCUGCUAAUCCUCUGAUCGACAAUGUCAUUUGCGCCAUCGGACAUUCUUAUGUCAUGGAAAUUGACCUUUCUAAACUUAUCGCCAACAUUCCUCCAACACCAGGAUAUGUGUCUGUCUGGGAUCUAAUUCGGACAAUCUCCCCGGAAACGUCGAAACAAAAUACCGAAACAAGUAAAAAUAUCAACUUGAAUGCUUGGGACGGUUUACGUGGCUCCGGAGUGCCCACAGAUGAAAGCUUCCAGUUUCAUCGACACAAGGAAUCUUUCGGAAUGCGUCUUCCUGCCCCUGAUACCAAUAGUCUUUUUGGCUCCCACACAAUGGCCUUACAAGCUUUCGAGUUGCUGGGUAUGGACAAAGGGGCAUCACUAUUUCGUCUAGACCCUGCGUUCUUUGAAACUCACCCUGAAAUGUAUGAUCACCGCGAUAACAUCAUGGCCAGCGGUGUUCAUCUCAAAUCGCCCUACGGAGAUACAAUGAUUUCACCCCGACCUUUGGACAUUUCGGUUUCAACGCAGUACAAACAAUUAUCGUCAUGGACUGUAGAUCUACUAGUAGAAGGGGCGUUGCCUGUGCCUCGAUUGCAUUUGGAUAGCGAGUGA
Molecule: messenger RNA, 708 nt
Organism: Penicillium cosmopolitanum
Lineage: Eukaryota; Fungi; Ascomycota; Eurotiomycetes; Eurotiales; Aspergillaceae
Exons: 1
Coding region: 1-708 (235 amino acids)
Source: RefSeq, a predicted model, not a curated record